Molecule: messenger RNA, 1388 nt
Organism: Hibiscus syriacus
Lineage: Eukaryota; Viridiplantae; Streptophyta; Magnoliopsida; Malvales; Malvaceae
Product: UPF0481 protein At3g47200-like
Exons: 1
Coding region: 18-1292 (424 amino acids)
Source: RefSeq, a predicted model, not a curated record
UUUUAGUGAGGAGAAGGAUGAGAAAGAGCAGGGAAGAACACGUUGAAAUUGAUGUCCAAGACUUGAUGUCAUCUUAUGAAACAUUGGCAUUCGAUGAUUUUAUCAUGUCCAGCAAGUGUUGCAUCUUCAAAACUCCAAUCAUACUUUACAGACAUAAUAGACAGGCUUAUGUGCCUGAUGCAUUCUCAAUUGGGCCCUGGCACUAUGGUCGAACACACUCAAAAGGGACACAGAACCUCAAACUGAAGUAUCUUGAAGGUCUCAUUCACCGUUCCCCUAAUCCGCCGACUCAACUGGUGGAGCUGGAAGAAGCCAUCAGAGAGAUCCAGCUUCAAGCUCGUGAAUGUUAUGGGGGUCCUGUUGAAUUCAGCGAUGAAGAAUUCGUAAAGAUUUUGGUGCUUGAUGGUUGCUUUAUUAUUGAGCUGUUCCGGAAAGAUGCUGAUGAAAUCGAAAGAGACGAAGAUGAUCCCAUUUUCACUAUGUCUUGUAUGCUUCAGUUUCUAUAUCAUGAUUUGAUUUUACUAGAAAAUCAAGUGCCAUGGAUGGUGCUUGAAAUCUUGUUUAAUCUAACCAGGUCUGCUAAUGAAACCAUGUCCUUAGCUCAACUUGCCAUCGAAUUCUUCGGGAACAUGUUUUCAUCAGAUGCACCUCCCAUGGACCAAAAUCUUUUCUUCGGGAAAGAGAUCAAACAUAUCAUAGAUCUCUUAAGAAUGACCUUGGUUUUGCCGUCCGAAAAAGGCGACGAAACUGAUUAUUCAGGAUGGCAACCAAUCCCUUCUGCAUCUAAGCUAAAAGAAGCCGGAGUUAGCUUCAAGAAAGUUGAGUCAAAAAGCAUAUUGGAUAUAAAAUUCAACAACGGUGUCCUCGAAAUCCCUUCUUUGCUUAUCCAAGAGACGACGGAAACCGUCUUUCGCAACCUCAUCAGCUUCGAGCAAUGUUAUCCGAAUUGCACCCCGAGACUGACUUCUUAUGCAAUACUCCUUGAUAACCUCAUCGACACGACCGACGACAUGGAGGUCCUAUGUAAGAAAGACGUCAUAGAUAACUGGUUGAACCUUGACGACGCAACGAAAUUCUUCAACAAGCUUUAUUUUGAUGCUUAUGUGAAGGAAUUCCAUUAUCAUGAGCUUUGCAACCAAGUUCAUGGCUAUUGCAGUCAAUGGUGGCAUAGAUGGCAUGCAUUCUACAUGCAUAAUUAUUUUGGGAAACCUUGGGCUAUUGUUUCUCAAGUGUUUGCCAUUAUUAUUUUGACCCUCACUGCUUUACAAGCUGUAUACUCCAUCAUCAAAUAACAACUUCCCCUCUAGUACUUGUUUAUAUCAAUUUGCUACUAUUUGUGUCUGUGUUAUGUAACAAAAGAAUGAGUGUCUUGCUAUGAUUUUGAUUUA